Messenger RNA from Cordyceps fumosorosea ARSEF 2679, 1158 nucleotides. Its product is annotated as integral membrane protein. The record is from RefSeq and is a predicted model, not a curated record. Gene Ontology annotation, biological process: pyrimidine nucleotide-sugar transmembrane transport. Gene Ontology annotation, cellular component: Golgi membrane; intracellular membrane-bounded organelle. Gene Ontology annotation, molecular function: pyrimidine nucleotide-sugar transmembrane transporter activity. Bases 1 to 1158 code for a protein of 385 amino acids. Lineage: Eukaryota; Fungi; Ascomycota; Sordariomycetes; Hypocreales; Cordycipitaceae. The transcript is spliced from 3 exons.
AUGGCGUCACGCGCGGCUGUUCCGUUUCUGGUGGCUAUGAUGUUGCUGACUGGUGUCUGCAACACGCUGCUCACCAAGUACCAGGACAUGCAAUGCGUACGACACUGCGAUGGAGACCCCAACAAGCGGAAGCUCUUUAAUCAACCCGUACUGCAAACGGCCCAGAUGUUCGUCGGCGAGAUGGGCUGCUGGCUUGUCAUUGGCCUCAUGGCACUCUACAGUCGCUUCUUUGGAAAUGCCGCCGCCGUGGCAGACACGGAGUAUCAGGCCAUCAACACUGACGAGGCCGCCGACAUCGGCCCCGACGCUGAUGCGGGCGCCGACGACGACGACCGCCGCAAGGGCAGUCUGCUCAAAGGAUUCGGCAUCGUUCUGCUCGCGCUACCAGCCGUCUGCGAUAUCUUGGGCACUACACUGAUGAACGCUGGCCUGCUUCUCGUGGCCGCAUCUAUCUACCAGAUGACUCGUGGUGCCUUGGUUCUUUUUGUCGGGCUCUUCUCGGUCAUCUUCCUGCGCCGCCACCUCUUCCUCUUCCAAUGGCUUGCGCUUGCCGGAGUUGUCACCGGUGUCGCCGUGGUCGGUCUCGCGGGUGCCAUCUGGCCCGACGAGAAGGUGCGCAACACCGGCGAGGCUGUCACUGGUGACGACGCCGACGGUCUCUCUGACGCGGCCCGCGCUAUUGUCGGCGUUCUCCUGAUUGCCGGCGCGCAAGUCUUUACUGCCACGCAGUUUGUCCUGGAAGAGUGGAUACUGGAAAACUCACCCAUCGAACCUAUCAGGGUCGUUGGCUGGGAGGGCAUCUUCGGCUUCCUUGUGACAGUCGGUGGCAUGGUGUUUAUGCACUUGAUUGUCGGCCGCACCGAGGCAGGCCGCUACGGCGCCUUUGACAUGGUCGAGGGAUGGCGCGAGAUGACGCAGUACAAGCCGAUCUGGCUCACUAGCCUGUUAAUCAUGAUCAGUAUUGGAACCCUGUUCAUUUGGGUUGUUUCGCUGGGCUUGGGCUGGGAGUCCUUCAAGUGGUUGCAAAUUCUCGGUUUUGCCAUCCUCGUCUAUGCCACCUUUAUCUUUAACGGUAUCGUGAAGCCGCCGCUGAAGUCUCUUUGCCCUGACGAUGAGGUUGAGCCCCUGCUAGCAGAAGAUCCUAUUGAGCAUCUAUAG